AAAUUAUGAGUCAUUGAAAAGAAAAGAGAGAAGCAAGUGGUUAGAGAGAGAGAGAGAGAGAGAAGGGUGUUAAGGAGAGGGGGAGAUGCUUUCGGCUAAGCUUGCUGAAACUGGCCUCGUCUAUGCUGUAUUGGGCAGUUGGGGAAUACAAAGAUCUUUGAACAUCUCCUUUACUACAUUUUUGCUACACCUACCUCUUUCUCUCUCUCUCUUCACUCGUCCUAGGUUUGAUUUUCUUCUCUGAAUUCCCUACCUCCACGACUACUCCUUUUUCGCAUCUCCAUUAUUUUAUUAUCAAACCACGACAACACACAGACGCUGUUUCUAUUUCUUCUGCAAAUCCGUAACCCAACCCAAGUUAAAUUUAAAAAAAAAAAAAAAAAGGCAAAGCAAAACUGGGAGAAAGAGAGAAAGUUUUGGUCUUUUGAUGUGAGAGUGGGAAUCGGAAAUCUGGGUUGCUACUCUUGGUUAAUGCUAGAAUGUGGGAUCUCAAUGACUCACCCGAUCAGAGGAAGGAUGAAGAAUCCGAAGGGUGUUCUUCCCUCAAAACUUCCAUUGAUGGGGAUGAUGAUAAUAACAAAGGUAAAAGGGUUGGAUCUGUUUCCAAUUCUAGCUCUUCCGCGGUGGUCAUCGAGGAUGGAUCAGAAGAAGAUGAUGAUGAAGAAGAAGAAGGUACCAGACGAAGCAUGAAGAAAAGAAGCAGCAAGAUAUUUGGGUUCUCUGUGACCCAAGAUGAAGAAGAGUACAUGGACAGUGAGCACCCACCUGUUACUAGACAGUUUUUUCCAGUGGAAGAACCUGAUGUGGCCGUUGCAUCGGGUGGAGGAAGCUCUACCUUCCCUCGUGCUCACUGGGUUGGUGUGAAAUUUUGUCAAUCAGAAACACUCGGUGCUGGAAAAUCAGUGGAAGUUUCGCAGCCUAUGAAGAAGAGUAGAAGAGGACCAAGGUCAAGGAGUUCUCAGUAUAGGGGAGUCACCUUUUACAGAAGAACAGGUCGAUGGGAGUCUCAUAUAUGGGAUUGUGGAAAACAAGUGUAUCUGGGUGGAUUUGACACAGCACAUGCAGCUGCUCGUGCAUAUGAUAGAGCGGCCAUUAAGUUCCGAGGAGUAGAGGCCGACAUAAACUUCAGCAUAGAAGAUUAUGAAGACGACUUGAAGCAGAUGAGCAAUCUGACAAAGGAGGAGUUUGUGCACGUCCUUCGCCGACAAAGCACUGGAUUUCCGAGAGGAAGCUCUAAAUAUAGAGGUGUAACUUUGCACAAGUGUGGAAGAUGGGAGGCUCGGAUGGGCCAAUUUUUAGGAAAAAAGUACGUUUAUCUGGGUCUGUUUGACACCGAGAUUGAAGCUGCCAGAGCUUAUGACAAAGCAGCAAUAAAAUGCAAUGGCAAAGAGGCCGUCACCAAUUUUGAUCCCAGCAUCUAUGAUAAUGAGCUUAAUUCCGAAUCCACAGGUACUACUGCAGAUCACAAUCUGGAUUUAAGUUUGGGCAAUUCGAGUUCAAAGACUUGCAAUAAUCAAGCGUCGGGGAAUCACACCACAAAUGCUGCAACUCAUGAUCAACACCUGCAAUCUGAGUCUAACUGGCGGAAUGGGGGAAGCAAGCCUAAGCUGGUGAAUAUACUACCAAAACCAUGCAAUAGAAGCAACAAGGACGCACAUGGAAGGGAUGUGCACGGGGAGAGUGAAGCAUUGCGGAUGUUAAGUCAAACCCACCUUCAUUCUCCAGCCUCUAAUGAAAUGCAAAGAUAUGGUCCCUACAGGUCUCCUGGAGGAGAGUCUCAAAUGCUUCAAAAUUUUGCACUCAUUCACCCACCAAAUUUUCAUUUUCCCAGCAGCAGCAUUGGAGGCCGUAUUGGAAGUGAUCUUUCAUUAUCAAUGGCCGAUCAACAACAGUGGCAAUCCGGGCCUCCACAUUAUUUAGCAACUGCUGCAGCAUCAUCAGGAUUCCCACCACAGAUAAGACCCUCUUCUCAAGGUUGGCUGCAGAAAAAUGGGUUCCACACUCUCAUGAGACCCUCUUGACCCUAUAUAGAAAUUUUCUGCCUCGCCAGUUACAUUCAAAAUAAUCGUAAUACGCUCCCUCCCUAAUAUCUCCCCUUAUUUUCUUUUCUUAGCAUGUAAAAAUGGAUGCAGUGUUAGACUAUUGUUCAUGAU
Abrus precatorius (Indian licorice) is the source of this 2153-nucleotide messenger RNA. Its product is annotated as floral homeotic protein APETALA 2-like. Lineage: Eukaryota; Viridiplantae; Streptophyta; Magnoliopsida; Fabales; Fabaceae. Gene Ontology annotation, biological process: regulation of DNA-templated transcription. The coding region runs from base 480 to 2021 and encodes 513 amino acids. The transcript has 10 exons. The record is from RefSeq and is a predicted model, not a curated record. Gene Ontology annotation, molecular function: DNA binding; DNA-binding transcription factor activity.